GAGAGGGGAGCUCUGCGCCCUCAUCGGCUGUCUGCAGUGAAAAACGGAGCAACGAGGAGAACUGAGGCACAAAACUCCAGGGCGACCUCCACACGGUCUGACGUACCCAAAGCUGCUGGUAUAAAUGAAUUCACGGCGUCACCAGGCUCAGAUGAUUCGCAGCACCAGUGAGCGCACCCGGCUGUCAACACACCCGGGCUACAACACACACAACCCCCCUCACACACACUCACAAACACGUCUGCGUCAUGCGUCCUGAGAGCGACGGCACGAACGCGGUAACUCCGAUGGACCCCGGUAAAACGCACAGCGGCAGCAGUCUGAGGGGCUGACUGUGUCCUGCUUAUCUGUCCGGCGUGUCCCCCCACUGCUCUGGGAAAGUUGCGCUCUGAGUGUGGUCGCAGUAUGGAUUUUAUAACAACAAGCGGCAACGGCAGCAACGCGACCAGCGGUUACCCCGGCGGGGUGGACGUGGUUGCCGACUGGGACGGGGGUGAGAAUGGCACGGGGUCUGGGGCUCUGCCAGAUGUGAAGCUGAGUUACCAGAUCAUCACCUCUCUGCUCCUGGGGGCCCUCAUCCUCUGCUCCAUAUUUGGCAAUGCGUGCGUCGUGGCAGCCAUCGCCCUGGAGAGAUCUCUCCAGAAUGUGGCUAACUAUCUGAUUGGAUCUCUGGCCGUGACAGACCUCAUGGUAUCGGUGCUGGUUCUGCCAAUGGCAGCCCUCUACCAGGUUCUGAACAAGUGGACACUGGGGCAGGAGAUCUGUGACUUAUUCAUCUCUCUGGAUGUACUGUGUUGCACAUCAUCCAUCCUGCAUCUGUGCGCAAUUGCCUUGGACAGGUACUGGGCCAUAACAGACCCCAUUGACUAUGUAAAUAAACGGACACCAAGGCGAGCUGCGAUCUUGAUAAGCGUGACUUGGCUAAUUGGUUUCUCCAUCUCUAUUCCACCUAUGUUAGGCUGGAGAAGCGCCGAAGACAGGGCGGACCUCAACGCCUGCAUCAUCAGCCAGGACCCGGGUUACACCAUCUACUCCACAUUUGGGGCUUUUUACAUCCCUCUCAUCCUCAUGUUGGUCCUGUACGGGCGAAUAUUUAGGGCUGCUCGGUUUCGGAUUCGGAAGACAGUGAAGAAACCCGAGAAAACAAAAGUGUCCGAAAAGUGCUUGACUGUGUCUCCGGCCAUCUUCCACAAGAAAACCAACGGGGAGGCCGGGGGCAAAGGCUGGAGGCGCAGCGACGAGUCCAAACCCAGCUCUCCGUGCGUAAACGGCGCGGUGAAGCACGGAGAGGAGGGUGAGUCACUUGAGAUCAUAGAAGUUAUCAGCAACUCAAAGACGCACCUGCCUCUGCCCAACACCCCUCAGUCCUCCUCGCAGGGCUACGAAAACAUGAAUGAAAAGAACUCGGGGGCGAAGAGAAAGCUGGCGCUGGCCAGGGAGCGUAAAACGGUGAAAACACUCGGGAUCAUCAUGGGAACUUUCAUCUUCUGCUGGCUGCCCUUUUUCAUCGUCGCACUUGUGCUGCCUUUCUGUGCAGAGAGCUGCUACAUGCCCGACUGGGUGGGCGCAGUCAUAAACUGGCUGGGCUACUCCAACUCUCUCCUCAACCCCAUCAUAUAUGCCUACUUCAACAAAGACUUCCAAAGUGCUUUCAAGAAGAUCAUAAGAUGCAAAUUUAACAGACCCUAACCACACACAGUGACAACAAAUGUGUUUACUUAGGUGUGGAGUAAAUGCACGGACAGCAGGAUUGUUCACUGACUGUAUGGAGCAAAAAAAAAAAUGACACAGACUUUCAUUCAGGGACAGUCUCUUUUCGGUGUGUGUUCAAGGACCGUGUAAAAAAAAGAAAAACCCGGGGUCACUGCUGAUGAAAUGAGACAGGACAGGAACUUUCGCUCUUAAUGUACAAGCUCAUGUUUAUUCAGUGUUGUAGCUACAGUAUAUAGCCUAUGUGCGACGGCAGCCAUCGUUGUAUUGCCAUGCAACACGUGUCAUGUGCUGAUUUCAUGCAUCUUAUCAUGAGACACGCGGGGUUUCCGUCCUACGUCAUGAGCUUUGUAGCACUGAAACAAUAAA
Messenger RNA from Epinephelus lanceolatus (giant grouper), 2079 nucleotides. RefSeq names its product 5-hydroxytryptamine (serotonin) receptor 1A a (gene htr1aa). Gene Ontology annotation, cellular component: plasma membrane. The record is from RefSeq and is a predicted model, not a curated record. Gene Ontology annotation, biological process: regulation of vasoconstriction; regulation of behavior; regulation of hormone secretion. Gene Ontology annotation, molecular function: G protein-coupled serotonin receptor activity. NCBI's taxonomy places the organism in Eukaryota, Metazoa, Chordata, Actinopteri, Perciformes, Serranidae.